UGUACAAUAUAUAUUGUGUACAUACUAAUUAUUCAUGUACCUGUGUUGUACGUUAUCAUAAAAGUCAACAGUGUGCUUAAUACUUCAUCCCAGAUCUUGUUACGAUGUCUGCCGUUUGCACUCCAUCACUGCUAUUCAGCCUCGUACUCUCAGUUUACCUGUUCUCACAAGUCUUCUCCUGUUUCAAGACAAGUUCUGGAAACAGCCUGAAUCAACGCAGGAAGGUAUUGGCUGACUUGACAAGCAAUAAGCUCACCAGAGUGCAUGAUGGGAGUUUUGGGCUGUGGUCAUACCAUGGGACUGCAUUGGAGAGCCAUGCUACUCAGACCAGGUUUAUCUACAAUGCUGACCUACUGACCAGUAAUGGCAGUCAUCAUAUUGACAUUGCGUCUACUGUUUAUCCUCACAUGGGACUUACCUCAGAUCUCAAUCCACUGUACCAGGAAUUUCUUUUGCUACAAGCCAAAACGGCAGGCAUUGAUGGAUUCCUCCUAGAGUGGGGGUACAAGACUCAUUCCAGCAAUGUGGCUCUUCAACAACUUCUUGGACUUGUCAAGAAACAUGGCGAAUUUUCUAUCGGAAUCAACUGGUGUGAUCACUGGCUGACCUCUGAACUGAAUAAAAACUCCAGUGAAGAGGUGAUACAGGCAUUCCACAGCAACCUUCAGUGCUUGGUUGAUACUGUUUUUAGUCUGGGACCUGAAGUCACCCUGUACCACGGCAACCAUCCCAUCAUAUUCAUCUUUGGAGGUGGUCUUAUGUCAAAACAAUUUAAAGCUGUACUAUCCAUGCCCCUCAGCCUCCCUGCUGGCAUGUCCACCCCUAUUUGGAUUGGUAGCUACCUCAACUUUGCAUCUAGCCCUACACUGUGGGAUGAGUGGGGUGGACUGCUCAACGGUACUUUUGGGUGGGCGCCGUUUAUUGAAAAGCCCACACCACCGGGUAUGUCUGAGUGGGACUAUUAUGGAACAUUGGAAGAUGCUGUGGAGUAUCAGAGAAAUCUCAGUAUAUUUGGCAGUGAUUGCGUCAAACAAGGUUCGUGUGUGAUGUGGUGUGGGUCGAUAUCUCCAGGGUUUGACAACAGAGGGUGUGUCGGAUGGGGGAGGAGUCUGCGCUACCUUCCUAGACUGGAUCUCCAGACACAAAAAAGGAAUACUUAUGAAGCUCAGUGGCAGUUUUACAUCAGUCUAGCCUCCUCUCCAGACGUUAUCAUUCUACCAACAAUGAAUGACUUUCCAGAAGCGACACCAAUCCUUCCCAUUGAUGGGACCUUUGACACAUUACACAGAACCCUAUCACUGUCAGCCAAAUGGAAGAAUAUUAGCUAUGACCCAUCGGGAGUGACCUUACCGGCCGGCUGGUUUAGUCUCUACAACAAGGCGUUAUUCUACCAACGGACUCCGGGGCUUAAUGUAACAACAAUUAUCAUGGUUCUAGAGAAGACAGCUUUGUUGUUGAAUAACCACAAGUACUCGAUGGCUUCCUCUUCUUUACAGUCUGUUAGGAAAGACUUACAGCAGCUUACCUCCAUGCUUAAAGUGACCAACAUGACCUUUGAUCUACCCAGUGAUGACCUUUAUCCCACGGUCAAGCCAAACAUUGUUGCAGGGUCGUAUAUGGUCACUAACACCAGUGGUCUGUACCUAGCAGUGAAUGAAACAAAAGCAGCAACUCUGAGAAGCUACAACUUUAAGGGUUUGUUGCGAUUUCAAUACAAUCUCCAACGGCAAGGAUUCUCUUCUCUGAAAGUUUACUCCUCAUCGUCUCGACAAACUGAACUAGUGAGAAGGGAACCUGUCCUAUCGAGAUACCCUAGAGGUCAUGACUCUCAUGAAUUAUUCGUUAGAUAUGGUGAAUACUCUAUGGUGUGUGACAUCAUGGCAGAAACAUCAGAUAUCUGGCGGUCAGCCGUUGUAGCAUUGCACAAGGUCAACCAGGCUUGGGACCAUAGUGCUGAACAUUCCUCUGAUGUUUACUUCGUUGCCGAUGCUCCAUUUUUAUUGCGUAACAUCUCUCUAGAAUUUCAACUCAUCUCAGUCCCCCAAAGUUGAUGAGUUUUAUUUGGUCCUUUAGCCUUUGAGAAAGACUCUGCAAGGGUCAAGUAACUAUUUUUAAAAUUGUCAAUUUAUUACAUUUGUCGAUCCUGUCAGAAAUAAUGACAAUUUGUUUCUACUGGAAAUAACAAUACUAUAUUUGGAAAGCUGAUCAUCCUUACUUGCAGCUGAGAAGCUGAAUUGCGAAGGAUGCGGAUACAACAUGUUUAAGCCACUGCAGGGUAGCAUUAAAUAGGUUUUAAAAAGCGUUUAAUUUGUCAUUUCUCCCUUUUUAUCCUCAAUCUCUUUUGUGUUCCUAUUUUAAAUAAUCAAGGUUUCUGCUGAUCUUUAAAAAGUCUUAAAUUAACCUAUGCAAUUUAACUUAAUUUUAUUUUAAAUACAGUUAUUUGGGGUCUUAACCUUUUAGCCACUAAACUGCCCAACUGCCUAAAGCGCUUCACAGUAUUAUGGGGUAGGAGGAAACCUCGCUAGCUUGUGUCUGAGAAAAAAAGUAACAUCAAAAUAAAAUUUGAUAUUCAUCAGAACGCACGAUCAAUCCAUCUAAUUGUUUGAUCAUUAUUAAUUUCCCCUUCACUGUUGACUUGUAAAAAUGAAAUAAUCCAGCUCUUACCCAACACAAAUGACAUUGUCUUUCAUUUUGACGAUAUUGCACACAACUAAUCCUUAGCAAUUAAUCAGUAUGCGCAUUGAGCCAGAUGAAGCCUUGAAAAGCUAUUGUGUUCAUUUUAACCUUCUAGAAAAAAUAAUCGCCAUACAAAUUACUGAAAGCCGUUUACGAGAUGCACUAACUUAUUGUUCCCUGGAGGGGCUUAUUAAUCCUGAACAAAUUUUAACAAGAAGGCCACAAAUUUUGCAUAAAUAAUAUUAUUUUACAACUUGAACCACGAUUCUAGUAAUUAACUGCAAAAAUCUUGAAAACUAGUUACCUUUUCAGCAAACUCUGGCGGUGCAGGGACUAGAGGGUUAAACAAAUUGGUGAAGCAUGUAUAUAAUGACUUUAAAAUCAGCUCAUAGGAAAUAACCAAAUUAUGCUGUUUGUAAAAAAGUUCCAAAGCGUGAGUCAGUGUAGCUGUUGUUUCUCCCCUGCUUUAUUCAUUUACUUAUGGUCUUACAUUUUGUUCAAGGGAAGCAUUGAAAGGGUCACAAAAAAUUAAUUUGACUCUUUAUACAGUAAUAUCACUGUAGUGUACAUAACAAAAAGUUUAUAAUUAGAGACAAACAUUUAAAUUCUUAUGUUUAUCUAAUUUAUGUAUUGCUUGUUUUUAAGUGUAUUUAUUUGUAUUAAUUACAGUUUCACUUGGUUGGCUCUCACUGAAAAUAUGUAGCAGGUCAAUUAAUUGGUGCAGCUUAAUUCAGGAUUAUACAAAGUUUUCAUUAUUUCAUUCAGUCAUAGGUGCUCUGCUGGUUAGAGCAUAACGCACUACCUUCACAACUUUUUACGAAGACAUUCUGGUUAAGUGCCUUUCUCAAGGGCAAAAGUUUCAUGACUCGGUUUCGAACCCCACUCUGCUGCUGACAACACCAGAGCUUGAGUCCUGUGAAGUAGACCCACUCCGCAACAACUCGCUACAAAAACUACAAUAUAUCAAAAGUCAAUUUGAAUGAUUUGUCAGAAUUAACAAUAGUUUUCAAAAUAGAAUCUCUAGGGUUGAAACAUCGGACCUGAUUAACGAUUUUUUUGCACAUUUAAAAUCAUGUACAAAUUAUUAUUUCUUAAAAGAAAUGUUAUAUUAAACAAAACUCAUCAGAUAUAUGUUUAAUUUAGAUGGAUAAGUUGCACCUUAAAAAGAGAAGAUUGUUAAUAAAUAAGCAAAUGAAUUGUUUAAUUAAUCUAUAAUUUUAUUA
This is a messenger RNA of Asterias rubens (European starfish), 3899 nucleotides long. RefSeq lists its product as uncharacterized. The transcript has 16 exons. The record is from RefSeq and is a predicted model, not a curated record. NCBI's taxonomy places the organism in Eukaryota, Metazoa, Echinodermata, Asteroidea, Forcipulatida, Asteriidae. The coding region runs from base 105 to 2051 and encodes 648 amino acids.